Linnemannia hyalina is the source of this 699-nucleotide messenger RNA. The record is from the annotation of a GenBank genome assembly. NCBI's taxonomy places the organism in Eukaryota, Fungi, Mortierellomycota, Mortierellomycetes, Mortierellales, Mortierellaceae.
AUGACCUUCUCGUGCCACUGGUGCUCGAAGCCCUAUAAGACCACGAGGGGUUUGAAAAGGCAUUUGGAAGGGCACCACAACGAGAUAGCCGCUGCCGCUGAGAGGACGACUGAGCAUCAGGAUAGCUCCGCCGAUGUCGAUAUGGAGGGUGACAAAUAUGCCAUGGAUGAGAGUGAUGAGUGUGAGGAAAACAACGGCGUCGUCUCGGAUAUCUACGAGGACCAGGAUGAGAGUGUCGCGACCGGGAGGACCAGGCGCUCAACUCGCCUAGUCCCCAAGAAUGUCAUUGGCAUCGCGUACACGGUCUGCGUCAUUCAUGCCGCCAACUCAUUCAAGGGCUUGUCUGAGUAUAAGGAUGAGGUCGAUAUCCUCUUCCCUACGGAUGCGAUCCUGGUCAACGGCGUCGUCAAGACCCUGGACGGCCACAGAAGAGCAGAACCCACCCACUGGGUCACCAGCAGCCACAAGAUCACCCCCUUCACCAAGUACCAGCUCCGAAACUACAAGAUCCUUGUUGACCACCGGUUCCGACUCAACUCACCCUUCCCGAACAGGGUCUGUGCCACAAGAGACUGUGGGACAGCUAUCACUUGGAGAACUGCGGGUGUCUUAAGAAGGAAGGUCAACGCGAACAAGUCGGAUCAGACAAUGGCGUAUUUGAAGUCUGUCAGCCUCUGUUUGAAGUGUAGUGGCUUGUAA